Molecule: messenger RNA, 1664 nt
Organism: Dendroctonus ponderosae (mountain pine beetle)
Lineage: Eukaryota; Metazoa; Arthropoda; Insecta; Coleoptera; Curculionidae
Product: myrosinase 1
Exons: 11
Coding region: 40-1611 (523 amino acids)
Biological process (GO): carbohydrate metabolic process
Molecular function (GO): beta-glucosidase activity
Source: RefSeq, a predicted model, not a curated record
AUAUGAAACAAACAUGAUCUAAUUGGUGAUAAAGUUUAGAUGGCGAUGUACUCAAGAACAGUAAUUUUUAGUUGUUUCCAAAUUAAUGUUAAGAUGAUGAAAAUACUGGGAAUUAUCUGGUGCACAUUUGUCCUGGGAUAUACUGUGGCAACAGAUUCGCCCAGCAAUAGGUUUUUUCCCGAAGAUUUUUCAUUGGGAGUAGCAACUGCAGCGUUUCAAAUAGAAGGGGCAUGGAAUGAGAGCGGAAAAGGCGAACAAUUAUGGGACUGGUGGAUGCACACAUAUCCAGAUAAAACUCUCAAUCGUGAUUCUGGAGAUGUGGCUUGUGACUCGUACCAUAAAUGGAAUGAAGAUUUGGAAUUGUUAAAAGUUCUCGGUGUUAACCACUACAGAUUGUCUAUUUCUUGGAGUAGGAUUUUACCUAAUGGAUGGGCAAACAUCAAUACAAUUAAUGAGGAAGGAGUGAAAUAUUAUAGAAAUUUGUUAGAGGCGUUAAUCGAAGCAGGUAUCACCCCAUACGUAACAUUGUACCAUUGGGACUUACCGAUUACUCUUCAUCAGUUUGGAGGUUGGCAAAAUCCCAUCAUAGCUGAUCAUUUUGCGGCUUAUGCCCGUAUUUGCUUCGAAUUAUUUGGAGAUAUUGUCAAAAAUUGGAUUACAUUGAAUGAGCCACAUUCAUAUUGUUUCUUAGGUUACGGAACUGGAUAUCAUGCACCUGGGUACGCACUUCCUAGUGAAGGCGUUUACAAAUGUGCCUACACUAGUGUUUUAGCUCAUGCUAAAGCCUGGCAUAUUUAUGACGAGGAAUUCAGAGCCACACAAAAAGGUCGAGUAUCUAUAGUAAUUGAUAGCCCCUGGUUUGAACCCCUGACAGAUACUGAACAAGAUAGAGAAGCAGUUCAAAGAGAGCUGAAUUUCUUUUUUGGUUUGUAUGCUAACCCGAUUUAUAACGGAAACUGGCCAGAGCAGGUAAUAAGGAUAGUUGAUGCCAGGAGUGAAUUGGAAGGAUAUUCUUACUCUCGGCUGCCCAAAUUCACUGAAGAAGAAAUUCAGUAUAUUAAGGGCACAUCGGAUUUUUUCUCUGUUAAUACAUACUCAGCUUAUCUUGCUCAUCAUCAGCAUAGUUGGGAUGAAUCGAUAGACCCUGAUGAGGUAACUUAUUAUGCAGACCAAGGAGUGGUAAAUUCAGUUGACCCUGCAUGGGCCUCAGAUGUUGAAUGGGUUCACAAGGUGCCUGCAGGCUUUCGAAAACUGCUCAAUUACAUCCAUAACACAUUUGGACAACCAGAAAUAGUCGUUACAGAAAAUGGUUGGGCCCAAAAUGUUACAACUGCUGGAACAGCCGAUCAAGAUAGAAUCACUUACCUUAGCGAGUAUCUCAGCGCUCUUCUUGAAGCGAUUUAUGAAGACGGUGUAAACGUGUCUGCUUACACAGUCUGGAGUUUGAUGGACAAUCUUGAAUGGGCAAACGGAUAUCAGCAGAAAUUGGGACUUGUUGAAGUAGACUUUAGUGAUCCAGAAAGGACCAGAACUGCAAAGGACUCAUACUUUUGGUAUCAGAUGGUGACAAAGAACCGGUGCUUGUACAGUGAUGCAAGUUUGUGUAUCUAAUUAAAAUUUCAAUUAUUUGCAAUAAAGCUUUCUUAGGGGGCAAUUACUAAAUA